UCGCAUGAAAACCAUUACACAAAAUCCCUUUUUUUUUUCUCGUCCAAACAAUCCUGCUUUUCUUUUCUUUUAUGUCUAACUUUGCUUUUAUUAACCAAGCCAACGCGUCUUCUAAAAAUAAAAAACCUUCUUUUGGUGAUCUAAAGACUGGACAGAGAUUCCCUUUUUCAAAUCACCCUGGGCACCAUAUAGACUUCACAAACCAAGAACUGGGUAUUACACCUCCUGGUGAUGCUGUUAAUGGUGUCCCAGUGUUAUCAAAUUUCAAAGAAUUUGGUUCACUCGAUAAAAAGAAUUCGUCUUCUGCAUUUGAUAAAAUGGACAGAAAAUUGCCUUCUUUUGAACCAUUAAGUCAAUCUGAUUUCCUUUUUGCUCGACCAAAGCCGAAGCAUAAGAAACCUAUUCGCUUUUCGAGUUCGUUUAUUGUGGAAGAUAUGGUACAAGAGGCACCUCAUAGUGAUAUUCAGCCAAAACCGUCUGCUUUUUCAUUCAUGCAUGAAAAGACGAGUCCUACACUUUCAACUGAAACUGUCUUUGGUGGAGCUUCCAAUGCAGAUGUAUUUACAUUUGAAUCCCCUUCCUUAUCAAAAUCAGUGAUCAAGCCCGAUAACGAAGUCAAGCUCAUCAAAGCCAAUGCAAACUGGCAACAAAUCAAAAAAGCAAAAUCGCAAUCAAUAGACAAUCUCAAGCACCUUUAUGACAAACACAAGCAAAUCAAAGACACAAUGAAAAAAUUGGAAGAGAAGAUCAAAACCACUGAAUUGGACAAGGAAAAAGCAUUAGAGGCAGAAGAUUAUUUGGCUGCCCAGAAACUAUCUUUGCAAAAGAAAGAGAUGGUGAACACAAUGACUGAUCUUCAAGAGAACAAGUUAAACGCAAUUUAUGAAUCAAUUCAAAAAACAUGGAAGCUUCAGUCCAAUGUAUGGUAUCAAGAAGCUGAAUGUAUUGAACAGUUUGUGACAUAUCAUCAACAAGCCAAGGAAGAACGAUUUCGACACUAUAAUACGUUUGUUGAAGAUAUGAAACGGAAACACCAUGAGAGCAUAAGUCGUAUGGAAGAACGUCGCUCAAGUCUGGAACAAGCCAAAAGUGCCAUUGUGUUUGAUUUAGACAUGUGGAAUCAAAGCGAUGCGGAUUUGAAUGAAAGAAUGGAAGAUGUGGUGCAUUUAGAAAAAGAGAAAAAGACAAAACUGGAGCAAAAAUCAAAAGGAUUAGCAGACGAAAUAGAUCAACUAAGACAAAGACUAAGAGAAUUAGAAAGUCAAAACCAAUCCAUUCAACAUCAAGUCCAGGGAUUGGAGAGUGAAAUAACGACAAAAUUAAAGCCAUUUGAACAAGAAGUCAAAGAACAUGAACAAGAGUUGGAAUCGAUUCAUAAAAGACAAGAAGAAACAAAUGAAAAAGCAGAAAUGUUGGAUACGGAAGAAGAAAGCUUAAGGAAUGAUAUGGCGCAUCAUAAAGAAGAACAAGAUCGUCAUCAGCACGAUUUGCAAUCACUGCAAGAUAAUAUUGAGGCAGCAAAAAUAGCUCAGCAAGAUGCACAAAAGGCAAACACACAGCUGAAUAUUAUCUUGUCAGACGUGCUUGAAAAAAGAAUAAAAGCAAACACACAACAUCAGCAACAAAUAAAAAGAGUAUCAAAAACUAUUUUUCAAAAGAAGAAUUCAAUAAAAGAAAUUCAGUCCAGAAUAUAUAUGCAUGAACAAGCAUGCAUUCAAAUUGAAGAGUCUAUCAACAGAUUAACGAGUCACCUUGGAAGCUUGGAAAAAAGAAAGCAAUUAGCUAUUCAGAAUGGAGAAUUUGAAAUGGCAGCAGACAUGUCAAAUCAAAUCAAGAAUACAAAAUCAACCUUGACAAGUUUGAAAGAGAAGAAAGACACUCGAGAUGAUCUAGAGGCAGAUAAACAACGAUUGGAUCAAGAGAAAAAAGCGUUGAUAUCUCUUCAAGAUGAUCUUAUCACUCUGGAGACUACAUCAAGUAGGUUGGCAUGUAAAUCAUCCAUUUUUAAUGACCUGAAUUUGUAGAAGAAGAAUUGCAAGUUAAUUUA
Gilbertella persicaria is the source of this 2047-nucleotide messenger RNA. RefSeq lists its product as uncharacterized. The transcript is spliced from 8 exons. The record is from RefSeq and is a predicted model, not a curated record. The coding region runs from base 72 to 2024 and encodes 650 amino acids. Gene Ontology annotation, cellular component: mitochondrion; microtubule; intermediate filament cytoskeleton. Gene Ontology annotation, biological process: cilium assembly. Lineage: Eukaryota; Fungi; Mucoromycota; Mucoromycetes; Mucorales; Choanephoraceae.